AUGUCCCAGCCCGGCAGCCCCCGGCCGAGCCGCCCGGAGCAGCCCCGAGCAGAGCCGGUCCCACCGCCAGAGGUGGCCGAGCCCUCGCUCCCUGCCCCGAGGCCGAUCCCAGCGCUGCCCCCGGCCGAGCCCCGGACCCCCGCCCGCCCCGAGGCGCCGACGAAGGAGAAACCGCUGGAAGAUGACAAAUCCCCAGCCGUGCUGACGAAAGCCCCCCGGGCCGAGCUCAGCGAAGCUGUGACAUCCCCAGGUGCGGCCACCCCACCCCACCCCCCCGCAAGCCCCCCCGGGCCCUGCACCCACCUGCUGCCCAACGGCGAGGCGGGGAACGGGACGUGCCGGGCGGCGCAGAAACCGCAGCGAAAGCUGCAGCCGCACCACUCCAUCAACAGCCAGAGCAGCAAGAAGAGCAAGGGCAGCUCCAAGUCUCCCUCUUCCCACAUCCCCAUCGAGGCGCAGGAAGACUGCUGCGUCCACUGCAUCCUCUCCUGCCUCUUCUGUGAGUUCCUGACCCUCUGCAACAUCGUGCUGGACUGUGCCACCUGCGGCUCCUGCACCUCCGAGGACUCCUGCAUCUGCUGCUGCUGCUGCAACUCGGGCGAGUGCGCCGACUGCGACCUGCCCUGCGACAUGGACUGCGGCAUCAUCGACGCCUGCUGCGAGUCCGCCGACUGCCUGGAGAUCUGCAUGGAGUGCUGCGGGCUCUGCUUCUCCUCCUGAGGGCUCUGCUGGGCCGGGGGAUCCGCCCUGGGACCCCCCGGGCUCCGGCCAGUCCUGCGGGAAAACUCGCGGAGGAGGAGGAGGAGCGAAUUCCCUGUUGGAAUCUUCAUCCUUGGAGCCGGAUCCUGCCCGGGGAAGGGCGAACCCAGAGGGCCGUGGGGGCUCUGGCUGUGUCCUGUGCUGCUCUACCUCUGCCCGCACCGGGGGAUGGCGGCAGCUCCUGCCACCUGAGCCGAGAGCAGGAGCGCCCGUCCU
Molecule: messenger RNA, 975 nt
Organism: Hirundo rustica (Barn swallow)
Lineage: Eukaryota; Metazoa; Chordata; Aves; Passeriformes; Hirundinidae
Gene: MDFI
Product: MyoD family inhibitor
Exons: 4
Coding region: 1-720 (239 amino acids)
Source: RefSeq, a predicted model, not a curated record